AUGUCUAUUUACUUCAAAAGCGAGACUAGCAAUAUGGGCGUCGUUGGCGGUGGUAUACCCGAGGCCGCCGGCGGCGAGAGGCGGCAUGUGCCGCUGUACGGUAGACUGGUAGCCGAAGACCAGCUGGCGUCAAUGAGUGCGCCAUCAGACAUUCAGGUGAGCGCCACAGUGCGCGACCCCCGAGCUUUCUGCUGCUACCAUACCCCUGCCCAGGCUAUGCAGGCAAGAAUACCACAUCACUUUCGAGACCCUUCGACAGCACCGCUACGGAAACUCAGCGUAGACCUCAUCAAAACCUACAAACACAUAAACGAGGUAUGUAAAGCUUCAUAA
This is a messenger RNA of Arctia plantaginis, 333 nucleotides long. Lineage: Eukaryota; Metazoa; Arthropoda; Insecta; Lepidoptera; Erebidae. The record is from the annotation of a GenBank genome assembly.